Didymodactylos carnosus is the source of this 1893-nucleotide messenger RNA. NCBI's taxonomy places the organism in Eukaryota, Metazoa, Rotifera, Eurotatoria, Philodinida, Philodinidae. The record is from the annotation of a GenBank genome assembly.
UCAAAUGUCUAUUGAUAUGAAAAUGAUGUGGCAAGUAAUGGGCCAAUAUGGAAUAUCAGGUAAAACCGAUAUCUCUUUGCUACAGUAUGUUUUCUUGAAAAUGUAUUGGCAUCGAAAAGUAAAAUGGAUUAAAUCCACAUUUUUUGUAGAAUGUGUAAAGGAAAUAUGAAUUUAUCGUUCUGCAUAUAUUUUCUUUUCUUUUUCUAUACGUAUAUCACCGACGUAUUUUAAUAUAAAUAAAAUACAACUGUACUGUAGAACACGAAAAAUUCUUUUAAGCUUAAAUUUUCGCAUCGAACACUGUAAGCCAUGGAAACUCACUGUUCUUCGACGCGUAAGCCAGUACUCACAAGUCUCGGACUUAUCCAAGCUCAGAAUCACCUGAUUCUGGCUGAGACCAGAGAAUAACUAAACAAAUAAAACCAAUAAACCUAGUACGAUAAAUCAUCGGAUAAAAUCCUACUGUAAUCCUACAAUAGGAUCUUGCAAGAUUCUACAAUCUGACCACAGGAUCCUGUGAGAAUCUUACAUUAAAAUUUUUUAGCUGUCAGGUCUUUUUACAGAAUCCUACAAGAUCCUAUAAGAUUUUCGUAGGAUCUUACAGGAUGCUGUAGGAUUCUAAAGUGGGAUCUUGUAAGAUCUUGUAGCAUCCCACGGUCGCGUAGGAUUGCUUGAUCUGAAAUCUUAAAUAAUACUUGAUAAAGUUUCUCCAUUUUAGGAAACAACAAAUACAAGUGUCCUCAUUGUACGGCAUCUAAUAUGGCUGAAUUUGGAAAGUACUCUGCAUUUGAUCGAAAAAGAGGUGCACGCACACUUUAAAUCAACAAUAUGAAGAGCUUGCAAGAGCAAAACCUCAAUUUGGUUAUCAACAGAUACCUUUGUUUCGAAAAAAGCUCGAGUAAAUAUAACUGCGUCUAAAUUUGGCAAUAACUUUUAAAGUAGGGAUCAUGUCCAAAAAGAUUAGUUUUUGUAAACUAUAGUUACAUAAAAGUUGGAUUAUUUUAUCUAUGUUGUGAGUUGCAAAAGAAUCUGCCUAAAAAAACGGAAAACCGAUAAAAAUUGAGCGUCUAUUGCAUUUUCUCAUGACACUUUUAACCAUAAAAACAUGUAUUUCAUUCCAGUUAUAAAAAUGUUGUCCCGGAUGUUUUACAUAUGAAAUUAAGAAUAUCAGAUGUAUUAUUAGCUGAGAUUAUAUCCUUAAUUACCAUCACAAGUACAAUAGCUGAAAGAGCACAACAUCUUCGAAACGUUUUAACAUUUCUUGAGCAACGUGCAAAGGAUAUGAAGACAAAUCAUAAAUUUAUUUUAACAAAAAAAAACGAAAUUGAAGUAUCUGGUAGAUUAAAUUCUCAAAUGCAUGAACGUUUUCUACGAGAUUUACCAUUAGAUGCUAUUAUGAAAGACUAUCAAAAAGCUUUUUUCAUCAAAAAGUUAUGUAAUGAUUUUUUUGAUUUAAUGAAAUUAUAUUCUAUUAGUGAUAUAUAUCAAUAUGUGAAAAACGAAUCGAUUAAAUGGUGUCAACGUUAUACAAGUUUAUUUGGUGCUGCUGCUGUUACGAUUUAUAUACAUGUACUAGGAAAUCAUGCAUUUGAGUUCCAUCAAGAAUAUGACAAUUUAGGUUUGUAUACUUUACAAGGGAAUGAAAAGUUCAACGACGUUACAACAAAAGACUUUUUUUUAUCGACUAACAAAAGAAAUUUUAACGAUCAAUUAUUGAAAAAACGUAUUCGUGCAAGGUUGAUAGAUAUAGCAUUAAAACCAUCAGGAUUAGCAUUAUUAAAUAAAUUGUUUUUUAACUGGAAAAUAAACGAUACUAUAUCAGCGCAAGAAUCAUCUCGGAACAGUUUUUUUUUUCUUAAUGAAGAUCCUCAUCGUAUCUACAUUCGUUGUUAA